Messenger RNA from Closterium sp. NIES-65, 1962 nucleotides. NCBI's taxonomy places the organism in Eukaryota, Viridiplantae, Streptophyta, Zygnematophyceae, Desmidiales, Closteriaceae. The record is from the annotation of a GenBank genome assembly.
AUGGAUGCCCUUGCCGGUUACGGUUCGGACGAUGACGUCAGCGACGAGGAGCCCUCGCAGCUGCCUGUCCGGGCAUCCGCACCGACCGAGCCAGCUGCUGCUCCAGAACCUUCCUCAUCGGCGAAGCGCGGAUUUCUCGGAUCCCUUCCGUCGCCGCGAUUCGCGGGUUCCGCUGCCGGGCCGGCCGCUCCUUCCCCCUGGUCCGCCGGGGAAGCGGAUGCGCAGGGUAGCGUAUUCGCCGACUCGCGCGCGGGUUCUUCCGCCAAGGCAGGUGCGACUGCAGACGGCGAGCCGUCAGAAAAGCUCACGGACAGUCUUGUAGCCAGCCGGCCGCGGUCGGGGCUAUUCGCGGCUCUCCCGCCUCCGCGACUUGCGCAGGGGUCAACACUAGGGUUGGGGGUCGGCGUGGGUCUCGGGCCGUUUGGGGAGACGAGAGAUGAUCCGCUGACGAGCGCGAAGCUAGGGGGACGAAUAGGCGGAGGCGCGGGCGGAAGCGGGGGCGGAGGCGGAACCGGCGGAAGGGGAGGCGGAGUUGGCGCGGCUGGUGGCGGAAAGAAAGUGGUUAAGCUUCAGUUGCCGGUGGGCUCGUCCCUGUUUUCCUUUAGCGGACAAGGGAGAGGGUCGGCGGGAGGAUCAGGCUCAGCAGGCGCAGGAGGGGGCGCAGGCGCAGCAGGCGCGGAUUAUGGGGAGGAUUCGGAGUCGGACGAGGAGGAGAGGGCGCGCAAGACGCGCAUACGCGAGCGCAACGCGGCAGCAGCAGCUGCGGCUGCAGGAGGGGGCAAGAGAGGGCUAGCGGCGUUUCUGCCCGCGCCUAGGAAUUCCCUUGGCAUGGGGGGAGCCAUGGGGGGUUCUGGUUCCACUAGACUGGAUCUGACAGGGGGAGGGGGAGGAGGGAGGGGAGGUGGUGGAGGGGGCGGAGGGGAAGGGGUUGGGGCAGGUGGAGGGAGUGGGAAGGUAGAGUCGAAUAGGGUUGUGGGUGGGGAGAGAGCAGGGGAGUUGAGAACGGCAGGUGCAGCGGCUGGCUUGGGUGCGGCGAUGGGAGGUGUGGGGGGCGUGGGGCCAAGAUUGGGGGUUACGGAUUCUGACUCGGAUGAGAGCUCAGAAAGCGGUGAUGAAGAGGGGUUGGGAGGGGUGGGGAUGGAGGGGGCAGGGGUUAUGGGAGGUAUGGGGGGAGGGGAUGGUGACACGGAGGCAGGAGCAGGGGAGAGGCGCGUGUAUUCACACCCUGCCACUGAGCGUGCAAACGAACUGCAGCACUCGUGGGGUGGCGCAUAUAGUGAAGGGCAUUAUAGCGAGGGAUACUCUGCAUCCGCCACUGCGGUCCCAGCUCAGGGUUACUAUCAGCCCGAGCAAAACCACACAGGAGCAGCAGCAGCAGCAGCAGGGACAGAGGCGGUACAUCCAGGUGCUUACACACAGGCGUACCCUGAUUCAUCUGAUCCAAGCGCACAUUCACAUGCGCAUGGGUACGGUUACGGGUAUGGCUACGACAGUAACGCGACGGCAGCAAACUCAGCAGGGCAGGGAGGAGGCAUGGGGGAGUAUAGCACAGCGGCGCUAGUAGCAGGGGUGCCAGAGGGAGGCUUAGGGCAGGCAGGAGGUCACACGUUAGGAGCAGAAGGGGAGGACACAGAGGCACUGGCUAGGAUGGCGAGGAAGCGAGGGCGGGGGCGGGAGGCGAUGGAGGUGGCGGCUGCAGCGGCGAACGUGGUGGAGGUGAAGCAGGCGGAUCUGACCAAGGGCCGCGUGCGACAGGACCCCAUGCGUGCCACUGGAACUGCCUUCGGCCCUGCAUAUGCGCCGGUGUCGGCAGGGGGCAACAAGCCGUCCAAGAUGCAUCGGCGCAAGCACCAGAUAGGCUCACUCUACUUUGACAUGCGGCAGAAAGAGACGGAACUCGUAGAGCGCCGCUCCAAGGGCAUGCUCAGCAAGGCCGAGACGCAUGCCAAGUACGGCUGGUGA